AGAAUCAAGGUUUGCACACCUACAAACAUAUCACUUCUAACAUUGAUUGAUCAAUCUAACCACAAAAUUUCAAAGAAUCAAGCAAUUACUUCGUUCUAGACAUCUCACGCAGAACGCUCCUCAACAUUGGUCGAGAAAGAGAUGCAGGGUUCAUCAAUUCAAAGCAAGUAGCCACAUUAUAAGCUACAAGGCUUGCUUGGAACCCUCAAAGUUUGAAAAUUUUGGAGCAUAAUACAAGGUUCCGAGUAAGGUUCUAUCAUGCCAUUCAACAAUCACACAACCAUUCAACCAAUCAAAUUCCCACAUACAAUCUCACAAAUGUCUAACAUCACAGGGAAGUAAUCAUCGACUAAGCAUCAUUCAUGAACUUUAAGAAGUUAAAAGUGCAACACCCUAGUCUGUAAAACCUUGAAACAAUGGUUUGCUCCGGAACAUGCUCAAAAUUUUUAACAGAAAAGGAAUGACUUGUUUAAAUAAACUGAAAUAACACUGUUCUCAAAUCAUAAAUACCGAACGUGAACUGCCAUAACUUAAAACAAAAGCCCUAACAUUUGAGAAAAUUUUAAACCAUAAAAUCUUAAUCUCCAGGCUUACUCAUAAACAUAAAGCAUAAUAACUAAAAGCCUACGUGGCUUCUUACUCAAAUCAUAUCUCCGAGAUCUUCAGUGACGCUCGUGUUGUCCUCCUUUAGCUGGAUGCUUUCUAGUUGGUUGCUCUCCAAAUGGCUUCUCCCCUAGUCCUUCUCAACGACCUGGUGCAUGGGUUGGCGCCAUUACUAAAAACCUCAAAGUACUUAAAGGGGUUUCACUGAAAGUUCUCCUUAAUAUUGUGGAAGUUGUUACGUGUUAUUACUUCCACCCUUUAACUUAAACACUCAAAAUAAGGGAGUUGAUGUUACGCCCCACUCUUAAAAACUUAAACCUUAGACUAACUGAGGAAUCUCUCACUACCUAGUCCAACCGUCCAACUCAUAUGCAUGAAGGAUUACGUAGACAUGCCCGUAUCCUUAUAUUUACAGAGGUCUUAUUGAUUCAUCCCAAAAAUCUUAAGAGCAUUAUGUGGCCUUUCUUUAAACCUUAACUAGGGUGGGGGACUAGCAUUACUGAACUAUCACUUAACCUUCUCACCUUAAUUUUAUAUAGCGAUGAAGUACUACUAAUACUUGUUCUUAAAGUUCACGAAUACUUUAAUAGUAAGACAUAAAUUUAACUGCUUUAAACUAAAUAUUGAAAGGUCAUAAAAAAUUUUAAUAUGUCCACCUCAAACCUAAAAUUUUGAUCUUAAAUAAUUCAAAAUAUUAAUAAAUGUUGUAACCGUAAAUCAAAACCAUAAAAUAAUCCCUUUUCCUUAUUAAAAUAAAUCAUAACUCAAUUUUAAUACCUCGUUACGAACCCUUCAAUUUCCUGAUCGUAAUUUAUAACGUCAAUCUAUAAUCCUAAUUAUGUACAAAAUUAUUAAACCAACCAAAAUCCCUCAUAUAACGUUUUAUUUAAAUAAAAAUGGAAAAGAAAAGGAGCUUUGGGAGAAUUCUCUCUUCUCUCUCUUCUUAUCGCGUUUCCCCUGAACCCUCGUUUUUGCGAUGGCGGAGUCGCCGCCAGGCGCAGCGCUGGCCGCCGCGCCGGUUAGCUGGGCCUCCCUUUUUGAGGUGGAUCCGGCAAAUAAGAUGACGUAUCGCCCUCCCCAGAAGAUGAAUGAUGGAUUUCGUCUUCCUCGUGAAGUGAAGAAGCGGGGAGAGGAGAGGUGGAAGGACUGUCUUAUAGCUCAGUUCGUUGGGUCAGUUCCAAAACCGGCAGCUCUACAGCAAUGGGCUACCAGUCUGUGGGGGAGAGAUGGAGUGGUCCGUGUCUCCAAAUUUGGUCCGCGAUUGAUGGUGUUUCAGUUUCCUUCGGCAGCAACUGGUAAGUGGGUAUUCAAGUCAGGACCGUGGCACUUCCAAGGCAAUCCGGUUUAUUUUCGGAAAUGGUUUCCUGGGAUUCAACCUGUUACUCCUGCAAUCGAAACUCCACCGAUUUGGGUUAAAUUGUGGGGAAUUCCAUUAGAAUAUCACUCAUUUGAGGGGCAUGAAUGGAUUGCAAGCACUAUAGGGGCACCUCUCUGGAUGGACCAUACCACAAGGGUUGGUGCUCAAUUGGGUUAUGCAAAAGUUUGUGUUGAUUUAGCUGCUGAUUGUGGAUUUCCGGGAAAAGUUCGACUUUACCCUGAUGAUGAUCCCUCUUUUGAAAUUGAAAUUGAGUAUCUGAAUAAACCAUUGGUGUGUGAUAGAUGUGGGAUUUAUGGGCAUGAUUGUGAUUGGUUAGCUAAGAGUGGUAAGAAGUGGAUUCCUAAAGCUAAGGUUACAAAAGAGAAUACUGAAGCUGUGCUUAUAUCAGGGGUUGACAAAGUUGUGGAUGGUAAGGAUAAAGGGAAGGGAGUUGAUCUUGGUUCUGAGAUGGUAAUUUCUGUUGGGUCUGCAGCAGAAGGCAGCUCUCAAUCUGGUAAUGGUUUGAUAUUGGUUGGUUCUGGGGCAGCAAUUGAAGGCAAUUCAAAUCUCACUUCUCCAGUUGUAGGGGGUCCAGUGGGAAGUUUUGUUGCAGCGGUAAAGGGAUCAUCAGCUCCUUCUGAGAGUUCUGUUUCCACUCAAUCUUCACCUGAGGGGAGGUUGGACAAUCAGAUAACUCCUGCUAGAAACGAGGUAAAUCCAUGGAUUACUGUCAUUGGAAAUUCUGCAAAGAAAAAACCUCCUGUUCCUCCUGCUAAGAAAGGGGGAAAGGGUGGAAAGAAGAAAUGAAAGUGCUAUCUUGGAAUACCAGGGGAUUUAAAGACCCUGGUAAGAAUAAAGCUGUUCAACAGCU
Molecule: messenger RNA, 2831 nt
Organism: Linum trigynum
Lineage: Eukaryota; Viridiplantae; Streptophyta; Magnoliopsida; Malpighiales; Linaceae
Source: the annotation of a GenBank genome assembly